CAAAGAAAAUCAAAAUUCCUGAAAGUAGUGAUCAGCCAAAGAACCUUUUCUUGUUCUCUCACCAGAAGCAACAGAAAAGAUAAACAAUGUUGAAAGGAAGAAGCUGUACGCUGUGGAUUCUACAAGCUGUAAGCAUCUUGAUGUUUCUUGCUCUCUGUAUUUUCCUAGACCUGCGAACCAAAGGCCCUGCCUUGGCUGUCCUGUAUUUCUUCAUUUCAACAACGAUUAAUUGCAGCUUUAGUGUCGUUAGUGAAGAAUGUGUGACGUUUUAUCGUGGACAAGAUGUGGUUGUAAAGAAUAAGGCAAGAACAAAAAGAAGAAAGCUACUUCCAAUAUUGGUGGUGAUCCUCUUCCCUGGAGAACUCUUCGCAAUGAAUGUUGAAUGCAACGGCGAAACAGCUUCAGCUAAUUGUUGAUUCACAAACAAAGAUCAAGUAUAAAACAUGUGGGGUAUAUCUAGUAAGCAUCAUGGGAUACAAAAGAAUGUGAAUUUUACUGUUGGAUAAAGAUAGAAGGAUACC
Messenger RNA from Rubroshorea leprosula, 521 nucleotides. NCBI's taxonomy places the organism in Eukaryota, Viridiplantae, Streptophyta, Magnoliopsida, Malvales, Dipterocarpaceae. The record is from the annotation of a GenBank genome assembly.